Synchytrium microbalum is the source of this 1926-nucleotide messenger RNA. RefSeq lists its product as uncharacterized. The record is from RefSeq and is a predicted model, not a curated record. The transcript is spliced from 2 exons. NCBI's taxonomy places the organism in Eukaryota, Fungi, Chytridiomycota, Chytridiomycetes, Synchytriales, Synchytriaceae. Bases 1 to 1926 code for a protein of 641 amino acids.
AUGCUGGCCAGCAAUCGGAAGGAGAAGCAAAUAUCUGCUGUAAAUCUUCAUCGCCUAGAUGAGAAUGACAUUGCUCCCAGUCCUUCACGUUCAUCAAAACGAGAAUCAUCUGCAAGCCUUGCGGACGACAUUGGAUCAUUAUCGAACUCUGAGCUGGUGGAGCGACUCGUUGAAGCCUACCAGCGGCUUACUGAAACCGAAGAAAAUUUGGUAUUGGCUGCUCAAUAUGGCAACGAUCUACUUACUCAAAACGGGAUUCUGAAGGAGAGACUGAACGCUUCGCUCUCAGCUGCAGACCCAACAAUAACCCAUCGGGUUUUCAAAUCCCAACUGGAUCCUGCAGAUGCUAAACAUAUCGAAGAUAUAGAAAAGUCAAAUGUGGAGUUGAAUAGCAAGCUGGAGCGACUACAGCAUGACUUGGAAGUAGCAAACCACAGAGGUGAUCGUGAAGCCAGGAAAGGACUGGAACACGUUGAAGGAUCCAAACGCCAUUUAGAGGCCGCUACACGGCGUAUAGCUGAGCUUGAAGAAGAACGUAAAGAAUGGCUACGAGAACGAACUGGUUUGGUUCGUUCUCGUCGAGACAGUGUCGCUCCAAUAAAAGACUUCGAUGCUGAACGACGAGAGCUCUUGCAAAGAGUCGACGAACUUGAAGAGUCUAUAUGUCAGCUUAGUACGAACCUAGAACAAUCCCAAACUAGUCUUGCCCAAACCGAAAGGAAUUGCCAUCUAUUUGAAACCAAAUCUGCUGAAUUGGAAGCUCUUCUUCAAGAGUAUCGAGAAUACCGUGAAGACGCUGAACGCGCCACCGAACAAGUAGCAUGCCUGUCGCAACAAUUAGAACAGGCACACGAUAUCAUAGACGAGCUAAAAUCUGUAAAAUCUGAUGGAACUCAACCACUCGAUCAGACAGGUGAAGAUGAAGGCUCUCGUACGCUCUUUGGAGAAGUAGAUAGCAAACGACGAGAACUAGAGGAGAAACAUGUCAUGCUGGCACGUCGACAUCAAGGACUUAUGAAGGCUCAUGAAGGUGCAAUAUCUCAGCAGGAACGAAUGCGGAUGCAUUUAGCUAGGCUGGCCCAGAUUGCUAGUGCUAAUGGUACGGUUAGCUCUGCUGGAGAGGACAAGUAUACGGUCAUGCAACGUGCACUCGCACAAAGUGAAGCAGAAUGUCGAGAUUUGAGAGAUCGAGUUGCGGCUCUCGAACGAGCCAAAGACUCUCCCUUGUCACUACAAUCAGAUGAUAGUGCUCAAGACGAAGUAGUCCAGCUGUUGAGGUUACAUGUAACUCAAUUAAAGCAUCAAUGUCGACAAGCCCGAAAAGCUUCUCAGACUUCCGAUUUGUUACGUGUAUCUGAAAUGGAACGAGCUCGUAGUCUUGAAUCAUCACUAGUGGCUAAAAACGCUGAAUUACAACGAGCAACUGCUGGUGCAGUUAGAUUGGGCUUCGAACUGGAUGCCGCCAAAGCUAAAAUCAAGUUACUGCUCUCCACCAGAGAAGAAGUUGUACAUGUAUUAGUAGUAGGUGGUAAAGACAAAUGGCACAGAGCGACUCAGACUGAAGUUAUACCGAGUCAUGUAGAAGGUGAAAAGGAGGGUACAGUGAGGGAAGAGGACAGCACAGUGCAGAACGAGGUGUCACUGGAUCACGAUGAUAAUCAUCCGCUGGACGAAAGUAUAGAUAUAUCCCUAUGGCCAGAGACCUCAAAUACUCCAGAAGAAGUAGCCAUCCCAUCAUCGACCGCAACUUCCUCGACAUAUGUAAAUAGUCCCGCAGUAUCGCCAAGUCGAAUAAUACCGAUACGGCCCGACACGCCAACAACUCCCAGAAGCAGUGUCUUCAGUCCCAUGAAAGACAUGCCUAAACACGUCCAAGUACAUGUAGAAUCAGGAAGGACUCAAGUUGGUGAAUGCGCUCAACAGUGA